GCAGUAUUUUGCAGAUUUGAGGAACAGCAUUGUGAACAGCCAGCCGCCAGAAAAGCAGCAAGCCAUGCAUUUAUGCUUUGAAAAUCUCAUGGAGGGCAUAGAGCGAAACUUGCUCACCAAAAACAGAGACAGGUUUACACAGAAUCUUUCAGUAUUUAGAAGAGAAGUCAAUGACUCCAUGAAGAAUUCCACAUACGGGGUAAACAGCAACGACAUGAUGAGCUGACAUUCCAUAGAGCACCAGGCUCCGCCCGUGUGGCCCGGCCCCUCCCUCAACUCCCACCCGCCCCCAGCCCGGCUGCUGGGGGAGCACCGCUGCGCAAGCCUGCACCUCCCGCUCCCCAGUCCCUAAAAACCCCAUUACCUCUCUCCCCUCACACCUCCCCAUCCCUUUUUUAUAUAUAUAUAUAUAUAAAUAUAUAUAUACACAUAUAAAUAUAUACAUAUUUUAAAGCCAGUUUCUAGAGGUCAUUCUCCUUGACCAUUCUCUUGUCAUUUGGGGCUUGAAGUCCAAAGAGAGAGAAUAGGGUACGGCUGGGGAAUGGGUUUGGGGUGUGGGACCGCACCAGUGUGGACUCUAUAGAAUGGGCAACACACCCAAACCGCUCCGAGGGACGAAGUGGGCGCCUGUGUUUGUAUGUGAGUGUGUGUGUGAGAGUGCAAGUGUGUUUGAGAGCAUGUCUGUGGGAGGAAGGGUUAGGAUGAGCUGGUAUACAUAGUGCUCUGCUUUUGCCUGCCUUGUAUAGAAACACAUAAGGAAAAAAAAAAGUGUACAUUUUUUUCAUAACAUUUUCAACAAUGUUUAUAAUGAUUACGAUUUAAGACAAAAUAAUGAGUGUGAUUGAAAACUUUUUACAGUCUAGUAAGUUAGUGCAACUGUGCUGAAGUGUGGGUUUGUCUGUUUGGAGAGAGUCCUUUAUAUCCGCUGGUGAUGUGGGAUUGUGGCGUGAGUGCUGGGAUUAACACCUGUCCACCGAUGGGAUGGGAUGAGAAGUCGAAAAUAGGAUCAAAAGUUGUACAUUUAUUAUUUUCCCCGUUCUCCUCCUAGAAUUGACUCCAGAACAUAAACGGGAGCUUUGUAAAUACACGAAACCCCUGGCGUUAGCGUCUUCAAGACGCCAUUUCCCUCAAGUCUUGGGCAUGAUAAAGUUUUUGUCAACCUUCGCCUUUAUGGUCAUCUUGACAUUUCCACCACCUCCAUCACUGAGGAUGUCCUUAGUUUGACCCAUCCUUGUGUAAAAUUCAUUCCGAGAGCUCCGUUAAAGGAGAAAACAACCCCCUCCCCCCUCCUUUUGUCUCCUGAAGGGUUUGAUCAUGUUGUCUGUGGAUUUGAUUAGAUAAAGUGACUUGGUUGUGGUGAAGUUGCUCUCUGAGCUUUCGUCAAACUGUUUUCCCUUGCUUUUUGAUCUCACAGGCUUCCAGUCUCUCGUGGCUUUAUUGUUGAUCUGGUGUCAUUCGGUAGUGAAGCCUCUAGAAUGUAGCCGUGUCCUUUAAAAAAUAAAAUCUAAAGGCCCUGGUACUCGAGUCAUCGACAGGAUCAUUCUCAACAGUUGUCUCUAGCUUUAACCCUAUUUGUUUUCCGUUCUCCCCUUGGAAUUCAGUUUUAUUUUCAAUAACGAACAGCAUCAGAAUAUGGUAGAUUUAAACAGAGGCCGAAUGGAGUAUAUUAGCAACUUGUGCUACUCAACAGAUGUUGCUGCUAACUGUUUGUGAAGAACUAGCUCAUCUCUUAACCUUGUCCAACACUCAUGGAUGUUCACUUUUCUUUCUUGGUUCCCUGAUGUGAAUGUGUUUUUUUGGCGACUGUGUGUUGGGUCCAUUGAGUGAUAAGGUAGCUGGUUGAACUGUUUGAUUGUUUGUUUGGAUGUCUGCUACAUAUAGUGUAAGCAUUGUGACUGCAAAAUAAACAUCAUUGGUUUGUA
This is a messenger RNA of Danio rerio (zebrafish), 1922 nucleotides long. RefSeq names its product exportin 7 (gene xpo7). Gene Ontology annotation, biological process: nuclear transport; nuclear export; intracellular protein transport. NCBI's taxonomy places the organism in Eukaryota, Metazoa, Chordata, Actinopteri, Cypriniformes, Danionidae. Gene Ontology annotation, molecular function: nuclear export signal receptor activity; small GTPase binding. The record is from RefSeq and is marked validated. Gene Ontology annotation, cellular component: nucleus; cytoplasm.